AUGAAGACGCGACCCACAGGAAACACCUCUAACGCCGACUGGAUGGGCUCCCUGUGCCCUGCCCUCACAUCCAUGCCCCUCAAGCACCUGGCGGUUCCCGUGCUUUUCUUGGGUGUUGUGGAUGGUUACUAUGUGGUUGCUAAGAUGUUUGAAUGGUUUUACCACAUAAAUAAUGGCUCGUUCAGUCUCUGGCAUUUGUGUUUGAUUUCACAGGUCCUAGUGUUCUACCACCAUCCAUCUGCUGAGAGCUGUCCUGUGAUGUGGCCUGGUUGUAAAAUUCCCGCCCCCUGGGCCAAUACCACAGACGCCUCCAAGCUCAUCCAGUUCCUGGAGACGACUCUGGGUGAACGAGCCAAAUACGGCAGCUUUCAUGUGUCUCAAGCCAUUUUAACCCCACGUGUCAAGACCAUCGCCAGGGGCCUGGUACGGGGGCUAAGAAACUACCUGGUGGAGAAGAACCUUCCAACUAUAAUGAUGUGGGUGGAGGCACAAAAGCCAGGCGUAGAUGGGGUCAAUAUCAUCACUUCCGACUUCGUAGAACUUGUGGAUUUCGCAAACACUGUAAUUAAAUUAAAUAACCUCCUCAUUCAAGAUCGGCCAGGCACAUGACCUUUUCAGUGACCGCCACAAAGACUGAAGGUGUGCUGACCACAAAGACCUGGAAUGACAUGGGGGUCACAACGUGAUUAUCAAGAAGUGAUUGAUACCUAUGGCCAUAUGAGCUCUAUUUGGCCAUUUUUUUUCACUGAAACUCAAAAGUAAUAUUUUCAACAGCUGUUGCUCACCUACACUUCAUGUACUGAAAGAAACUAAUGUCAUUAUUUAUGAUUAGUUAUAAUAUUUUUACCAUUUUAAAAAAUGUUAAAUGUUUAUUCUAUAUCACAAUAUCAGAGCAAGAACUAACAGGGUCAUUGAGUUUUUUGUUGCAUCAUGAAAAGUCCCCAUAUUUUAUAUAAUAUCUCAGCACUUUAAAGUGGUUUAGCAAUGGCUUAUUUGUAUACCUGAUGUGAUCAGCAGUUGCUGGUCUUUAUUCGUGUUUGGAAGAUGUGGGUCACGGUCACGGCAGGAACCUUAUUUUGACAGCCGGU
Messenger RNA from Sinocyclocheilus grahami, 1088 nucleotides. RefSeq names its product PI-PLC X domain-containing protein 3-like. Lineage: Eukaryota; Metazoa; Chordata; Actinopteri; Cypriniformes; Cyprinidae. Gene Ontology annotation, biological process: lipid metabolic process. The record is from RefSeq and is a predicted model, not a curated record. Bases 1 to 609 code for a protein of 202 amino acids. Gene Ontology annotation, molecular function: phosphoric diester hydrolase activity. The transcript has 4 exons.